Molecule: messenger RNA, 866 nt
Organism: Jatropha curcas
Lineage: Eukaryota; Viridiplantae; Streptophyta; Magnoliopsida; Malpighiales; Euphorbiaceae
Product: NAC domain-containing protein 90
Biological process (GO): regulation of DNA-templated transcription
Molecular function (GO): DNA binding
Source: RefSeq, a predicted model, not a curated record
AUAUAUAUAUAUUGAUUAAAUUUCCAUAUCUGAAUCUCAAAAACAAAUUUAGAGAGAAGAGUUCAAAUUAUCAAUAAGGAGAAAAUCUAUGGAGGAUUUACCACCUGAGUUUCGUUUUUAUCCGACAGAAGAAGAGCUUAUCACCUUCUAUCUUCUGAACAAGCUUGAAGGAAAGAGAGAAGACCUUAACCUGGUCAUGGAUCGCGUGAUUCCUGUUCUUGAUAUCUAUGACUUCGAUCCAUGGGAUCUUCCGCAAUUAUCUGGAGACUUAUGUUAUAAAGACCCAGAACAGUGGUUUUUUUUCAACGCAAUACAAGAAAGGGAAUCCUGCGGAGGAAGACCUCAGUACUGAUACUGGAAGUCUACAGGCUCACCUGUUAUGUUUAUUUCAUUCCAAAAAUCAGAUGCCAUUGAUGAAAAGAUACAAUGCGUGUGCUACCAAGGUAGAGAUCCAGUGUCAAAAACAGAAUGGAAAAUGGAAUGGAAAAUGAACGAAUACAAAGCCAUUCAAAGAUCAGAAGCUUCCUCGUCAAGCACUAAUGCUAAUCCAGUGCUAAGGCAUGAAUACAGUUUGUGUCGUGUGUACAACACUUCUAAAUACCGGCGAGCAUUUGAUAGAAGGCCAGUUGGGUUGGAGAUAAGCCAGCCGAGGGUUGCAGAAGUUGGGGGCAAUUUGACAAUAACUCAUCAAAAUCCUCCAUUAAUGGGGGAGGGAAGAAGCACACAUGAGAGCUCACUCCUACAAGAAUAUGGCAACUCUGAGAGUAGUAAUAAUAUGGUAGUAAUGCCUAUAGAUAAUGAACCAAUAUGGGAUUGGGAGCACUUGUCUUAUUGGGAUUAUGAUGGCAAAUAUAUAGAAAUUUGAA